Molecule: messenger RNA, 5558 nt
Organism: Pneumocystis murina B123
Lineage: Eukaryota; Fungi; Ascomycota; Pneumocystomycetes; Pneumocystales; Pneumocystaceae
Exons: 13
Coding region: 93-5558 (1821 amino acids)
Biological process (GO): post-transcriptional tethering of RNA polymerase II gene DNA at nuclear periphery; protein import into nucleus; RNA export from nucleus
Cellular component (GO): nuclear pore cytoplasmic filaments; nuclear pore
Molecular function (GO): structural constituent of nuclear pore
Source: RefSeq, a predicted model, not a curated record
GAAAAUAAUUUUUCAGAAAAAAAAGGGAGGGAACAACUAGUUUGUCUUUUUUUUUCCGGAAAAAAAAACGUUUUUUUUGAAAGUUUUAACUAAUGUUUGGUCAAAAUACAAAUAAUACAUUUUCAAGAUUUGGACAGCAAAAUUUGGGAACACAAGGAUCCCAACAGACAUCAACAGGGAGUGGAACUCUAUUUGGUUCGGGAACAGGGGUAUUUGGAGGUUCUGGAUUUGGUCAGGGAACAACUUUUGGAAGUGGAAAUUCAGUAUUUGGACAGGGAACGCAGUUAUCAUCUACCUCAAACUUUAGUUUUGGUGGUUCAAAGGAUACUACAGGGUUUAAUACACAAACAACAAAUGAAUUUAAUAGUCAAGCGGUUAGUACGCCAUCUAGAGGAGGGAUUUUUGGUCAAAAUUCUACACCUACAGGAUUUGGAAAUACAUAUGGAUCAAAUACAUUUACAGGGAACUCGUUAAAUUCUCGAAUACCUACACAAGGAACGAGUAAUCCACCUUAUCAGGUAACACAGGAAAAGGAAACAUCAACAGGUGGAAUGCAAUAUUUUCAAUCGAUUACAUGUAUGCCUGCAUAUCAAGCAGCCUCAUUUGAAGAAUUACGAUUACAAGAUUAUACACAAAAUAGGAGAUUUGGGCAACAACAAGGACUAUUUGGUUCUUUUAGUUCUGGGCAGACUACAGGGAAUAUCUUUGGAUCAGGAAAUCAAACGUAUACAUCACAACCCUUCGGAUUAUCUUCUGGGAUAAAUAUGUUCUCAAAUACACAAAAUAUAUCUAGUCCAUUUGGACAAACUCAACAGAACCAAUCGAAACCCUUUGGCUUUGGGACUUCGAACACAUUUGAUACUACUAAAAACCAAACGACAGGAGUCUUUUCCUUUGGAAAUUCGGGGAAUUCUACUCAAUCUGCGUUUGGAUCGUCAAGUCUUUUUAGAACAGGCUUCAAUAAUACUCAGAAUGAAGAUAAUAAAACGACUACAUUUGGUACUGCCAAUAUGGGUUUUGGGCAAAAUACAACAAAUACAUUUGGAAGUGGGUUUGGAACUAAUAAUACUGGUACGAAUAUUUUUGGCUCUAAUCAACAACAAUCUACAUCAACACCAUUUGGUCAAACAUCAACUACACAAAAUACCAAUUCUUUUACUUUUGGAGGAAAUACUAAUACAACAAAUAAUCCAAGUACUGGCGGAAUGCUUUUUGGUAAUCAGGUGCAACAGCCUUCAACAUCAUUUGGACAAUCACUAACUCAGAAUACUUCAUCGUUUAAUUUUGGAACACCAAAUACGACAAAUACAACUACAAAUAGUGUUGGUUUUUCCUUUGGUCAACAAGAUAAUCAACAAAACAAGCCUGCUCUGUCAUUUUCUUCCAAUUUAUUCGGACAGAAUAAUCAAAAUCAAAAUCAAAAUAAACCGACAUUUAGCUUUGGAAACAAUGCCGGUUUCGGGCAAUCAACAGUUGGAACUGGAUUGUUUGGAACCAAUAAUACAAACACUAAUUCUUCUACUGGGCUUUUUGGAUCUAAUACAACACCAGCUUCUAAUACAAAUACUAGCUUUUUUGGUAAUCAACAAUCAUCUGGUAAUUUAUUUGGUGCAAAACCUGUAACAAACACUGGUACAAGUCUAUUCGGAAAUAACCCCACCUUACAAUCCAAUACUAAUGCAGGAGGAGGGCUUUUUGGAAAUACUUCUGGACAAUCUUUAUUUAAAAAUAAUAAUCAACAAUUAGGAAAUAGUUUACUUGGAAAUACUCAGCAACAACAGCAGCCGCUUUUACAUGCUUCUAUCGAUAAAAAUCCUUUUGGAAAUAAUCCGUUAUUUCAAAGUUCAAGCAUCAGUUUUCCAACAAAUUCACCUGGACCUAUUGCAACUCCUCUUGUUACAAAUUUGCAAAAAAAAAAACCAGCUAUGCUACCACAUUUUAAAUUGACUCCUGGAUCAUCAUCGUCUGGAAAAUUUCAAGAUAUAAAAGGUGUAUCUUUUUCCAAUAUUAAUUCACCAACUAUUAUUUCAGCAACAAGUCAUUCUUUGCAUUUAUUUGAUAAUCUAAAUGAUGAAACUAUGCUUAACGCUAAUGCAUUUUCCCCUAGAUCCAACAUUAAAAAACUCGUAAUAAAUCGUAAGACUUCUCAAACAAAUAUUUUGACAGGUGGAGCGGAUCUUGGAAGUUUUGAGAAAAAUUUGUUAAAAGACACAGAUUGCGACAAACAAAAUAACAAAUCUUCGACAAAACAAAGCAACGGUAUGGUUGAGAGAGUUCCUGAUCAAGAAUCUCCUACUUUAAUAGCAGCUAAACAUCAGAAUAAUACUAAAACAGAUGCUACUUCAAAUGUAUUGCAUGACUCUACAGAAGAGGAUAAAAGAGAAAGUAAUAGCUUAUUUUAUUGGACUUCUCCUUCAAUAUCAAAAUUAUUAGAUUAUACCACAGAUGAAUUAAAGCAUGUAAGUAAUUUUAAAGUUGGACGUAAGGGAUUCGGUCAAAUUAGUUUUCAAUCACCUGUUGAUUUAACUACUUUUGAAGCCUUGGAAGAUAUUCCGGGAACUAUAAUUAUUUUUGAUGAAAAAGUCUGUACAGUAUAUCCUGAUGAAUCUCUUAAACCACCAUUAGGUUGUGGAAUAAAUGUUCCAGCGAUAAUAACUCUUGAGCGUUGUUGGCCAUUUAGCAAAGAAAAGCGGGAACCAAUAACUGAUCCAAAUCAUUCAAGAUUUCAACAACAUUUGGAUAGACUUAAACGUAUGAAAGAAACGGAAUUUAUCGAUUAUAUUGCAGAUACAGGAGCAUGGAUAUUUAAAGUCAAUCAUUUUAGUAGAUGGGGAUUACUCGAAGAUGAUGAUUCUAGUUCUGAGAAAAAGGAUCAAGAUGAAUUACCGAAGUCACAAGAAAUUAAAGAUCAAUAUACGAAUGCACCGUUUUACCAAAAAACAUUAUCUUCAAAUAAAGAAUUAAAGUCAUUAACUAAACAAACUUAUGUAGAACAAAAAAAAGGAAAAUUAGAACAACAUUGUGAAUUAUCAACUAAUAAUGAGUCGUUUCAAGAAAAUAUGGAUCUAAAUAAAAAAUACGCUGAUUUAAAAAAUAAAUUUGCUUUUCAACAUCCCACAUCAAAAAUUCCAGGUUCAUUUAUUUUGGAAAAUUCAUCAGAAAUAAUGAAUUAUACAAUAGAGAAUAAUACUGAAGUCGACAUAUCUAGGGAUGAAACUGAGUCAUGUGAUUAUUUAUCUUUCGAUGAUACAGAUAAUUAUUCUAAUUUACAAACUAUAAAUGAUAUAGUUGAUACAUCUAGUAUUGAUCUCAAAAAUAAGGAAUCUGAAUUAUAUUUUGAAGAUGAUUCAAAAGGAAUUACAUCUUCUAAAAAACGGGACAAUUCGGAUGAUGAAUCACUUGAAAUUCUAUCAUUAUCAUCAAAAUUACCCUUUUUACAAGAUAUUAAAACUUGGCCAGAUCUUUUAAAUCUUUCUAUUGAGAGAUUCAAUUUAUUACAUGCACCUCAAACUCGUACUAAAAAAUAUCGGGAUCCUUCAAGCCUCCAAUUUGAUUCACCUUUUGAUAAUUUUGAACCAGUAGAAAAAUAUGAAUUACAAGAUUUGGAUAGAGAUUUGUAUGAUGUCCAGCAAACAUUACAUUUACCGGUUCACACAUCUAAGUCUAAUUCAGUUACUACUAUUAUUCCCGGAAAAUUCCAUUGGGGACUCAAUAAUAUUCUUAUUAUCCCCCUUAAUAACAAAAAUGCUCAGCCAAAGAUUUUAUUAAAAAAAAUAGAUAAUCAAGAAUCAAUUUUGGAUAAUACUCAACUCGCUUUAGAAAUGCAGUUAAAACAUACAAAUAUUCAGAUAGAUGAAUAUGGGUGCCCUGAAGCAAAUCCUAAUUCUACACUUACUUCAAAAUUAUUUAUACCUUUUUUCGAUAAUUAUGAGGCCAACAUAUUACAAUUAUGUGGAAUUCUUUUUGACAAAAUUGAUGUUUAUUCUCAUAAUUUGCAAUCUGAAUCUCAAAAGGCACAGAUUCUUAGGAUGCAAAGAAAACAAAAUCUUUCUGAUUGGCUUAAAGAUAUUGUCGCUACGAAUGUUGAAAACGAUCUUUACAAAUCCGUUGAUCCAUCUUCAAAAAUGUUUUUAUUAUUAACUGGUUAUCAAAUAGAAGAAUGUUGUUUAGAAGCACUAAAAAGUAGAAAUUUUUUUCUAGCUAGUCUUAUUCCUCUUAUUGGAGGAGACGAGCUUAUUCGAGAGGAUUGUAAAAAACAAAUUGCUGAUUGGAAAGAUUCAAAUUGUCUUCCUUCUAUUGGUAAAUAUUAUCGCGCAAUAUAUGAAUUAAUGUCCGGAAAUACAGAAACGUCUCAAGGUUCCGGAAUGAAGGAUUCUGAAGAAUAUGCACCUGAUAUACAUAUAUCGGAGGAAUUAGACUGGAAAAGGGCAUUUGGAUUAAAAUUAUGGUAUGAAUUAACCGAUGAAAUGCCAAUAGAAGUAGCGGUCUUGAGUUACCAAAGGGCUUUUAAUGAAAGUUCUACUGUAUCUUCACCAGAAAUCACCUAUUCUAAGAAUACCAAUAAUUCUGAUACACAAGAAUUUGACAUAUUAUAUCAUUUAUUAUUAUUAUUUAGCAAAGACGAUUAUCCUUUGGAAAAUAUUAUUGAUUCUCUUACUUUAAAUUUUCCUUUAAAUUUCAAAAUUCCUUGGCUGCUAUAUAUCAUUUUAUCACGUACAUAUAAUAUCCGGCAUUUUCAAGAUUAUACAAGUUUUUCUAGCAAAAAGUUGCAAGAAAAUAAAACAACUAUUCGUGGGAAUCAGUUGACUUUAAACUUUGCUUCACAAUUAGAAUCAUCUGGUCUAUGGCAUUGGGCAAUUUUUGUUUUGCAGCAUUUACAAUAUGCACAUAUCCGAGAAAGAGCAAUUCGCGAAAUUUUAGCCCGAAACAUAGCUGAUUACUAUAAUAACAAAAAGAAUGAUCUAGAUACAUUCUUAAUGCAAAACUUAAAAAUUCCAAAAAUCUGGAUUUUAGAAUCCUGCGCUCUUUAUUCUAGAUAUAUGAAUUAUUAUCAAUCUGAAGAAAAAUAUCUUUUGGACGCUAAAUUGUGGAACGAAGCUCAUAAAACUCUUUUAACAUUUAUAGCACCUCAAGCAGUGAUAUAUUCUCAACAUGAUGUUUUAUAUGCUUUUCUUCAGCGUUUUCAAAAUACAAGUGUUAUUACAGAUUGGAAAAUAGGAGGACAAAUUUAUUUAGAUUAUAUUGAACUUUUAAAAUUUAAUGAAAAAUCAAAAUCAUUAUCUUUUAUAAAAAAUAAUGACUUUGAAAUAACACAAACUCAAAAAGAUCUUGUUUUACGACUUUUACAAACCUUACCUAUAAUGGAUGCAAAAAUAUUCGAACAAUCUGUAGCAAUUAAAAUCAUGUCUAGUUUUUCUGCUUCUUUUAUACUUUCUAAUAACAUUAUGGUAAAUGAACAUAGUCGAAUUUUGCAAAUGAAUUUGACUGAAGAUGAAUAUUUCAAUAAAAUUAAACAAUUAUCAUUAGAAUAUUAUAGAUGUAUAAACACUGCUCUUUAA